AUGGGCGUGCCCCCCCCCAGGGUCCAUGCCGGUGAUCAUGUGGAUCUCGGCAUUCUCGUUGGAGGGUCAUACGACUGCAGCGGGUGGAGAAGGAGUACAGUACGACUCGUGCAACAGUGGCGAGAGGGGGAUGCUUGUCGGGCCACUCCCAUGUCAACAUUCGCAUGCCUGACCAGUCUCAUGAGACCCAUCAACAAAUAUUUAUGA
Molecule: messenger RNA, 207 nt
Organism: Auxenochlorella protothecoides
Lineage: Eukaryota; Viridiplantae; Chlorophyta; Trebouxiophyceae; Chlorellales; Chlorellaceae
Exons: 1
Coding region: 1-207 (68 amino acids)
Source: RefSeq, a predicted model, not a curated record